AUGAUUUUGAGUUACGUCAUCGAUUAUCUGUUUGGUUCUCCAACAGUUGUCGGCGUCGCCGUCGUGGUAUUGGCGAUCCUUUACUAUUAUUCGACCAGCACGUACGGAAAAUGGGGUAAACUGAAAGUGGCUCACGUGUCGCCGUGGCCAUUAGUCGGCAACACGUUCAGAAUGAUGACGGGGCUCGAAAACCAGGUGAACACAUUUGACGGGAUUUACAAACGGUUCGCCGGCCAUAGAUAUUGCGGUUUCUAUCAGAUGAAGACGCCGUUCCUGAUGAUCCGCGACCCCGAGCUCAUCAACAGCAUAAUGAUCAAAGAUUUUUCGCACUUCGCCGAUCGGGGUUUCCGCAUGGACCCGUCGACAAAUAUACUAGCGAAUGGGCUGUUCUUCCUGUGCGGUCCCAAGUGGAAAACGAUGAGACAGAAACUGAGCCCAGGGUUCUCGUCCGGCAAGCUGAAACUGACCCACAACCAGAUAGCGGCGUGCAGCGACGAACUGAUGCGUUUCAUCAAGAACAAAAUUAAGGAAAACGAUCAGAUCGAAGUCAAGGAGACCAUGGGCAAGUACUCGACAGACGUCAUCGGGACGUGCGCUUUCGGCUUGAAAUUGGACACAGUCAAGAACGAAAAUUCGGAUUUUCGUAAGUAUGGAAAAGAAAUAUUCCAAAAUAAUUACAGGAUUGUUUUCAAUCAGAUAUUGACUACGACGUCACCGAGAUUGGCAAAACUAUUGGGAAUCGCUGCGUUUUCACCCGCGGCUUCGGCGUUUUACGAGUCGGCGAUUAAUGAAGUCAUCAGGUACCGGGAGGAGAACGGCAUAGUCAGACAUGACGUGGCACAGAGCUUGAUAGAAGCGAGAAAAGACUUGGUGUUGGGCUCGAAAAAUGAAAAUGGAUUUACCGAACAGGACAUUGUUGCAAAUGCGAUCUUGAUGUUUUUCGCCGGUUUUGAACCCGUGUCCUCCACGUUGAGUUUUUGUUUGUAUCAGUUAGCUCUAAACCAAAACAUCCAGGAAGAAAUGCGCGAUGAGAUGAAUUCAAAGUUGAAAGAACAUGGGCAAAUGAACAAUGAUUUUCUGGUGGAUCUUCAUUACACUGACAUGGUAUUGGCAGAAACGGGGCGUAUGUACGGAGUAGCCAACGCGUUAUUCAGAGAAACUGUGAAAACAUACCAAGUGCCCGGCGAGUCUUUGGUCAUUGAAAAGGGCACUAGGAUCAUGAUACCCUUGUUUUCACCGGAAGAAAAAGCUAAACGGACGUCUAGUACCUACUUACCGUUUGGCGACGGACCACGGUUUUGUAUAGGAAAACGAUUUGCCGAAUUGGAAAUGAAAAUGGUUCUCUCACAAAUAUUGACAACGUUUAGAGUUUUGCCGGGCGAAAAAACCGAAGUUCCGCUUAAAUUUAAAUCUGGAUUACCGGUGUUGGCAUCAAAAAAUGGCAUUUGGUUAUGUUUUCAAUCAAUUUCAAAAUGA
Molecule: messenger RNA, 1476 nt
Organism: Macrosiphum euphorbiae (potato aphid)
Lineage: Eukaryota; Metazoa; Arthropoda; Insecta; Hemiptera; Aphididae
Source: the annotation of a GenBank genome assembly